Molecule: messenger RNA, 3583 nt
Organism: Astyanax mexicanus (Mexican tetra)
Lineage: Eukaryota; Metazoa; Chordata; Actinopteri; Characiformes; Acestrorhamphidae
Gene: erlin2
Product: ER lipid raft associated 2
Exons: 13
Coding region: 175-1167 (330 amino acids)
Biological process (GO): SREBP signaling pathway
Cellular component (GO): endoplasmic reticulum; endoplasmic reticulum membrane
Molecular function (GO): cholesterol binding; ubiquitin protein ligase binding
Source: RefSeq, a predicted model, not a curated record
GCCACAGAGCCUGAGCGAUGGAGGCGAGAUAAGCGACCCGGGCUGAGGAGCAGCAGAGCGGGUUUAACCGGGGAUUAGCGGAGAGACCGGCGGCAGGUAGUGCACUGUGGUGACCUUCCACGGAGAUAAGAAGAUUAACAUCAGCACCUCGGCCUAAAGUUUGUUGGUGUGAGGAUGACGCUGGGUGCGGUAGCGUCGGUGAUUUUGGCAAUAGGAGGAGCUGCUCUGUUCUCCUCCAUCCACAAGAUUGAAGAGGGACACACUGGGGUUUACUACAGGGGCGGAGCUUUACUGACUACCACCAGUGGGCCUGGUUUCCACCUGAUGCUGCCGUUCAUCACCUCCUUCAGAUCUGUACAGACCACCCUUCAGACAGAUGAAGUCAAAAAUGUUCCGUGUGGUACAAGUGGUGGAGUGAUGAUCUACUUUGAUCGGAUCGAGGUGGUGAACUACCUGGUUCCCUCAGCCGUGUACGGCAUUGUGAGGAACUUCACAGUGGAUUACGACAAGGCUUUGAUCUUUAAUAAAGUUCACCAUGAGUUGAACCAGUUCUGCAGUGUUCACACUCUGCAGGAGGUCUACAUCGGCCUGUUCGAUCAGAUUGAUGAGAAUCUGAAGCUGACCCUGCAGGAAGAUCUGACUGUAAUGGCUCCUGGUCUGAUCAUUCAGGCUGUUCGUGUCACUAAACCCAACAUACCAGAGUCGAUUCGCAGGAACUAUGAGCUCAUGGAGAGCGAGAGGACCAAGCUGCUGAUUGCUGCUCAAACCCAGAAGGUGGUGGAGAAGGAGGCGGAGACUGAGAGGAAACGAGCUGUGAUUGAGGCUGAGAAGGUAGCUCAAGUCGCUGAGAUAAAAUAUGGGCAGAAGGUGAUGGAGAAAGAGACGGAGAAAAAGAUCUCGGCGAUCGAGGACAGUGCGUUUGUGGCGAGGCAGAAAGCGAAAGCAGAUGCUGAGUUUUAUACGUCUGAGAGAACAGCCGAGGCCAACAAGUUGAAGUUAACUCCGGAGUAUCUGCAGCUGAUGAAGUAUAAGGCGAUAGCGGCGAACAGUAAGAUCUACUUCGGCAGUGAAAUUCCUCACAUGUUUAUGGACUCCGGACCCACCGGAUCCUCCAGAACCGCCCAGGCUAUAGACGCCCUGUCUGAGGACAUCCUCAACCUCGACUGAACCGGAGAGAGAGACACUGAGAGAGAGAGAGAGAGAGAGAGAGAGAGAGACACUGGGAGAGAGACGCUUAAAGAAACACACAGAGACAAAGAGAAACACACUGAGAGAAAGAGAGAGACACUGGGAGAGAGAGAGAGAGAGAGAGAGAGAGAGACACUGGGAGAGAGAGACGCUUAAAGAAACACACCGAAACACAGAGAAACACACUGAGAGAGAGACAAUAUGAGAAACAUACUGAGAGAGAUAGACUGAGAGAAACAGAGAGAGAGAGACACUGAGAAACACACUGAAAGAGAGAAAGAGACACACAGAAACACAUUGAGAGAGAAAGAGACACUGAGAACCACACUGAGAGAGAAAGAGACACUGAGAGAAACACACAGAGAAAGAGAGACACUGAGAAACACACUGAGAGAAAAAGAGACACUGAGAGAAACACACUGAGAGAGACACUGAGAGAGAAAGAGACAUUGAGAGACACACAGAGAGAAAGAGACACUGAGAGAAACACACUGAGAGAGAGACACUGAGAAACACACUGAGAGAAAAAGAGACACUGAGAGAAACACACUGAGAGAGACACUGAGAGAGAAAGAGACAUUGAGAGACACACAGAGAGAGAGACACUGAGAGAGAGAGAGACAUUGAGAGACACAGUGAGAAAGAGACACUGAGAGAAACACACUGAGAGAAACACACUGAGAGAGAGACACUGAGAGAAACACUGAGAGAGAGACACAGAGAGAGAGAGAGAGAGUGUGAGAGACUGAGAGAGAUACUGUGAGAAAUAGAGACACACUGAGACACUGAGCAAGAGACAGAGACAAACACAGAGAGAGAGAGAGAGAGAGAGAGAGAGAGAGAGAGACUGAGAGGGAGAGAAAGAGACAGAGGGAGAAAGAGAGACACACUGAGAGACAGAGAGAGAGAGACAGGUAUAGUGGAGUUGGCAGUACUGCUCUGGUGGGUCGGGGGCUCCUGCGGCGCCGCUUUGUGUUUUUAACUGAAAGUGUUUCAGUCUCUGUGUCUGUAUUCAACACAACUCCCCCACCGUCCUCCUCCAUCAACUCACACACACUCACACACACUCACACACACACACACACACUUCUCUCUCUCACACACACACACUUCUCUCUCUCACACACACACACUUCUCUCUCUCACACACACACACACACACACUUCUCUCUCUCUCACACACACACACUCUCACACACACACACACACUCUCUCUCUCACACACACUCUCUCUCUCUUUUUUUGUUGCUACUUUUACUCCCCCUCUGCAUUCCUUUUUCCCCAUCUCACUUUCUUUCUUUUGCUCUUUCUCUUUUCGUUUUAUGUUCUUUGUUUCUGUCUCUUUUCUCAUUCUAUUCUUUUCCCCUUUGGUUUUCUCUUCUGUUUCAUUCCCUUAAUCUCCACCUCUUCUUUCUUUCUCUCUCCCUCUCUUUCUUUUUAGCUUUUUUUUCCUUCAUUUUUUGCUCUCUUUCUUGUUUCCAUAUUUUUUCCAUUCUAUCUCCUCUUUUUUCCUAUCCUUUUUUUAUUUUUCUCCAUGCUCUUUCUCUGCCUUUUCUCCAUUUUCUUAAAGUCUAUUUUCGUCUUUUCUUUCUUUCUCGCCCUCUGUUUUUCUUUUUUCUUUCUUUUUUCCUUUUCACCAUCUGUUUUUCUUUUCUAUAUAUUUUCCUCUUUACUUUCUAUUUUCUUUUACACUUUACUCUUCUCUCUCUCUUUCUGUGUCCUUCUCCGUCUCUCUGACUCAAUUCAGCACUCUUUUUCUCUCCCUCGCUCUUUCUUUUGCUUUCUUUUUUUUUUAUUUUUUUUCCUCUCUCUCUUUCUUGGUUCCCUCUCCUGUCUUUUUUUGGUAUUUUUCUCCCUGCUCUUUCUCGGCCUUUCCCCCAUUUUCUUAGUGUCUUUUUAUCUUUUCUUUCUUUCUCACCCUCUGAUUCCUUCGUUCUUUCAUUUUCACCCUUUGAUUCUUCCUUUUUUUAACCUUUUUCCUGCCUUUCUUGUUUCUGUUUUUUCAAUUCUAUCUUCUUCUCUUUUUUUCUCUGUCACUGUCUUCUUUUUAUUCUUGCCCAUUUUUCCCAUUUUUAGUCUUUUUUGGCUUUUUUUCUUUUUCACCCUGUUUCUUUCUGUUCUAUAAUUUUUUCUAUUUUAUUUCACAUUUACUCUCUCUCUCUCUCUCUCUCACUCUCUCUCUCACUCUCACUCUUCUGGACUCUGUCCCUCCAGAAGGUUCUACAGUCCUGGUAGACUGAUCUCUGGAUCUCUGGGUUCUGGAGUUUAGACUGAAGCAUGAGCCGGAUCGGUUUAUGUUUACACAGCGGCGCUGAUCCGGUUCUGGGUUCUGCUGGUGAGAUAAGUAGAUUAUGGAAUGACUCAUCACUGGAACAUCUCUCCAGAAAGUCCGAUA